UCCAGCCGCUCUGAGAGCAUUAUUGAUCUGAAGGGUAAAUGUGGAGGGAGCCACACAGAGGGGUCCAAGCGUUUCUGAGAAGAGAGGCAGCCUCUUCCAGGAACAAAGUGGUGUCUGCUGGCUGCCUGGCCUGGGAACCUUCUGUGAAUGAAAAGGGACAAAAUACGAAGCAGUGGGCUGUUAUGGUGAUUUAGAAGCGGAAAGAAAAAGAGGCAGAGGGAGAAGUAUCACCUUUGAGCAAGGCUGCGUUGUUGCAUCCUGCUGCUGCCAGUUCCACUACUGUUCCUGCAGCUGCCGGCCGGUCUCAGCCAUCAGCUCUGCUACAUGAAUGGUCCAUUCGAGUUGAGAAUUAUCAAGUUAGAAAGCAAACGUCAUCUGGAGUUUCAAAGAAUGCUAACUUUUUCAAAGACAGCGAGGAGCUGAGCAUAAACAGAGGAAGGGAGCACAGCACGCUGCCACUUGGAGGGUGUUGAUUGAAAACUUCCAUCUCCCCUCCCGUUCAUGGUUGAUUUGAGGAAUUUCUCACGAGAUCACUGAGAAUCUAUCAAUUAAGGUCUCUUUAGAUGGAAUAUAAUAAAGGAAAAGCCUCAAAAACAUCAAUGUGUGAAUUACCAUUUCAGCACUAAAAGAGAAAGCUUCAGUGGUCAAGGCCACAGACACCUCAAUCCUGGAUCCCACGACUCUAUACUAAGUACUGGAGUGUUUAUUACUCUGCUAUAGGAAAAUUUUGCCAAUGCUUACAAGGAACUGCUUAUCCCUGCUUCUCUGGAUUCUGUUUGAUGGAGGUCUCCUAACACCACUACAAUCACAGCCACAACAGACUUUAGCCACAGAACCAAGAGAAAAUGUUAUCCACUCCCCAGGAAGACAAUCCCAUUUCCAACGAGUUAAACGUGGCUGGGUAUGGAAUCAAUUUUUUGUGCUGGAAGAGUACAUGGGCUCCGAACCUCAGUAUGUGGGAAAGCUGCAUUCGGACUUGGACAAGGGAGAGGGCACUGUUAAAUACACCCUCUCAGGAGAUGGUGCUGGCACUGUUUUUACAAUUGAUGAAACCACAGGAGACAUUCAUGCAAUAAGGAGCCUGGAUAGAGAAGAAAAACCUUUCUACACUCUCCGUGCUCAGGCAGUAGACAUAGAAACCAGGAAGCCCUUGGAACCUGAAUCAGAGUUCAUCAUUAAAGUGCAGGAUAUUAAUGAUAAUGAGCCAAAGUUCUUGGAUGGACCUUACGUUGCUAGUGUUCCAGAAAUGUCUCCAGUGGGUGCCUAUGUGCUCCAGGUCAAGGCCACAGAUGCAGAUGACCCAACCUAUGGAAACAGUGCCAGAGUCGUUUACAGUAUCCUUCAGGGUCAACCUUAUUUCUCUAUUGAUCCUAAGACAGGUGUUAUUAGAACAGCGUUGCCAAACAUGGACAGAGAAGUCAAAGAACAAUACCAAGUCCUCAUUCAAGCGAAGGAUAUGGGUGGACAACUGGGUGGGUUGGCUGGAACAACACUCGUCAACAUCACACUCACUGACGUCAAUGACAACCCUCCUCGAUUCCCCAAAAGUAUCUUCCAUCUGAAAGUUCCGGAGUCCUCUCCUAUUGGCUCAGCUAUUGGAAGGAUAAGAGCUGUGGAUCCUGAUUUUGGACAAAAUGCAGAAAUUGAAUACAACAUUGUCCCAGGAGAUGGGGGAAAUUUGUUUGACAUUGUCACAGAUGAAGACACACAAGAAGGAAUCAUCAAGCUUAAAAAGCCUUUAGAUUUUGAAACGAAGAAGGCUUAUACCUUUAAAGUAGAGGCCUCCAAUCUUCACCUUGACCACCGUUUUCACUCCGCGGGCCCUUUUAAAGACACUGCUACAGUAAAGAUCAGCGUGUUGGAUGUGGAUGAGCCACCAGUAUUCAGCAAGCCACUCUACACCAUGGAGGUUUAUGAAGACACUCCAGUGGGGACCAUCAUCGGGGCUGUCACUGCACAAGAUCUUGAUGUGGGCAGUAGUGCUGUUAGGUACUUCAUAGAUUGGAAGAGUGAUGGGGACAGCUACUUUACAAUAGAUGGAACUGAAGGAACCAUCGCCACUAAUGAAUUACUAGACAGAGAAAGCACCGCACAGUAUAAUUUCUCCAUAAUUGCAAGUAAAGUUAGUAAUCCAUUAUUAAGCAGCAAAGUCAACAUACUGAUUAAUGUCCUAGAUGUCAAUGAAUUUCCUCCAGAAAUAUCUGUGCCGUAUGAGACAGCUGUGUGUGAAAAUGCCAAACCAGGACAGAUAAUUCAGAUAGUCAGUGCUGCAGACCGAGAUCUUUCACCUGCUGGGCAGCAAUUCUCCUUUAGAUUAUCCCCAGAGGCUGCCAUCAAACCAAAUUUUACAGUUCACGACUUCAGAAACAACACAGCUGGAAUUGAAACCCGAAGAAAUGGUUACAGUCGCAGGAAUCAAGAACUGUAUUUCCUCCCUGUUGUAAUAGAAGACAGCAGCUACCCUGUCCAGAGCAGCACAAACACAAUGACUAUUCGAGUUUGUCGAUGUGACUCUGAUGGAACCAUCCUGUCUUGUAAUGUGGAAGCAAUUUUUCUGCCUGUAGGACUUAGCACUGGGGCUUUGAUUGCCAUCCUACUAUGCAUUGUUAUACUCUUAGCCAUAGUUGUGCUGUAUGUAGCCCUGCGAAAGCAGAAGAAGAAAGACACCCUGAUGACUUCUAAGGAAGACAUCAGAGACAAUGUCAUUCACUAUGAUGACGAAGGAGGUGGGGAAGAGGACACCCAGGCUUUCGACAUUGGGGCUCUCAGAAAUCCCAAAGUAAUCGAAGAGAACAAAAUUCGAAGGGAUAUAAAACCAGACUCCCUCAGCUUAACUCGCCAGAGACCUCCAGUAGAAGACAACACAGACAUAAGGGACUUCAUUCAUCAAAGGCUGCAGGAAAAUGAUAUGGACCCAGCUGCUCCACCAUAUGACUCCUUGGCAACAUAUGCUUAUGAGGGCAAUGGAUCUGUGGCAGAGUCACUCAGCUCCAUAGACUCCCUCACCACAGAAGCUGACCAGGACUAUGACUAUCUGGCAGACUGGGGACCCCGCUUUAAAGUUUUAGCAGACAUGUUUGGAGAAGAGGAGAGUCAUAGCCCUGAUAAUGUUACUUAGGGGAGGAGAGAAAGCUGUUGCACAUCUAAGAGGAGAAAUUUUUAACAGAAGAAACAAAAGAAAAACCACAUCCAACCCACACACAUGUGCUCACGCACACACACAUACACACACACACACACACACACACACACACAUACACACACACACAAAACCUUCACACACAUACAUGCACACACAGAGGCUCCCGGGUCUUACAGGACAAGAUACCUUUGAUUAUCCAGUUUCUAACAGUUAUCUAUUUAUCUUAUUGUCACUUUUGGUUUAUUAUCCCCACACAA
This is a messenger RNA of Nannospalax galili (Upper Galilee mountains blind mole rat), 3399 nucleotides long. It is a transcript of the gene Cdh12, whose product is annotated as cadherin 12. Gene Ontology annotation, cellular component: adherens junction; plasma membrane; catenin complex. The record is from RefSeq and is a predicted model, not a curated record. Gene Ontology annotation, biological process: homophilic cell-cell adhesion; cell-cell junction assembly; calcium-dependent cell-cell adhesion. The coding region runs from base 734 to 3118 and encodes 794 amino acids. Gene Ontology annotation, molecular function: cadherin binding; calcium ion binding. Lineage: Eukaryota; Metazoa; Chordata; Mammalia; Rodentia; Spalacidae. The transcript has 14 exons.